This is a messenger RNA of Paramuricea clavata, 576 nucleotides long. Lineage: Eukaryota; Metazoa; Cnidaria; Anthozoa; Malacalcyonacea; Plexauridae. The record is from the annotation of a GenBank genome assembly.
AUGGAUGAAAGCGAGAGAGAAUUUUUGAAUCGAAAAUUCAGCCAUUUAUUCAACUUCUAUGACUACGAUAGAAACGGUUAUAUCGAAUGGAGUGAUUUUGAAAAGAGAAUCUCAGACGCCACUGCUCAUCUGAAACAACGCUUGGCAGACCAGGAAUUUUACGUCAGCGCUUUCCGUUCCUUGCAAACCAGGGCAGUUCGAAAUUUCUUCAAUGCAGUGUUGGAACAUGCGGAUAACGACAGCGACUGUCGAAUUUCUGCGCAAGAAUGGAUCGAUUUCUCUUACGAUUUGCGUCAGAAAAUCUUGGCAACGGGGGAGUUGCCUGCGUGGCUGAAAGACGUCGUGAGCGGGCUCUUUGCGUGCUGUGACGUCAACAAGGAUGGUUGUCUUGGCAACGACGGCCUGGAAUUCUUACCUGGUAUCGACGAAAAGAUGCAAGAGCAUUGUUUUAAAAUUUUGACAAAUAACGGAGAGAUUCCUUUAGAUGAGGAAAAUUAUUUUGAACUGACCAAGGAAUAUUGUUGCAGUACUGACCCUCAAAAUAAGAGCCGGUACUUAUACGGAUUUUGUGAUUGA